AUGAUGACGUGCACUGGUCGCUACUGGAGGCCACACUCUGAAGGCGUGAGGCUGCUCGGCCGGAUGUGCGAGUGGGUGGCAGACCCCAGGCGACUCCUGGUUGCAGGGAAGCAGCGAGGGGUUGUUAUGUUCCAUGACUCGGUCACACACUCGCUGCCUGGCCGCGGAUACCAGCUCCGUCACUCCUGCCUCGCCUCUCCGCGAGCUGAGGUCCGGCAGUUGCGACGCGAGGACACAGUGUGCGGCCCGUCUCACUGCGAGAACACAGUGUGCUGCCCACCUCACUGCGAGAACACAGUGUGUGACCCGCCUCACUGCGAGAACACAGUGUGCGGCCCGCCUCACUGCGAGAACACAGUGUGCGGACCGCCUCGCUGCGAGAACACAGUGUGCGGCCCGCCUCGCCGCGAGGAGACAGUGUGCGGCCCGCCUCUCUGCGAGAACACAGUGUGCGGCCCGCCUCGCUGCGAGAACACAGUGUGCGGCCCGCCUCACUGCGAGAACACAGUGUGCGGCCCGCCUCACUGCGAGAACACAGUGUGCGGCCCGCCUCGCUGCGAGAACACAGUGUGCGGCCCGCCUCGCCGCGAGGAGACAGUGUGCGGCCCGCCUCUCUGCGAGAACACAGUGUGCGGCCCGCCUCACUGCGAGAACACAGUGUGCGGCCCGCCUCACUGCGAGAACACAGUGUGCGGCCCGCCUCGCUGCGAGAACAUAGUGUGCGGACCGCCUCGCUGCGAGAACACAGUGUGCGGCCCGCCUCGCCGCGAGGAGACAGUGUGCGGCCCGCCUCUCUGCGAGAACACAGUGUGCGGCCCGCCUCGCUGCGAGAACAUAGUGUGCGGCCCGCCUCGCUGCGAGAACACAGUGUGCGGCUUGCCUCGCCGCGAGGAGACAGUGUGCGGCCCGCCUCUCUGCGAGAACACAGUGUGCGGCCCGCCUCACUGCGAGAACACAGUGUGCGGCCCGCCUCGCUGCGAGAACAUAGUGUGCGGCCCGCCUCGCUGCGAGACCACAGUGUGCGGCCCGCCUCGCCGCGAGGAGACAGUGUGCGGCCCGCCUCUCUGCGAGAACACAGUGUGCGGCCCGCCUCACUGCGAGAACACAGUGUGCGGCCCGCCUCGCUGCGAGAACAUAGUGUGCGGCCCGCCUCGCUGCGAGAACACAGUGUGCAGCCCGCCUCGCCGCGAGGAGACAGUGUGCGGCCCGCCUCUCUGCGAGAACACAGUGUGCGGCCCGCCUCACUGCGAGAACACAGUGUGCGGCCCGCCUCGCUGCGAGAACACAGUGUGCGGCCCGCCUCGCUGCGAGAACACAGUGUGCGGCCCGCCUCGCAGCGAGAACACAGUGUGCGGCCCGCCUCGCAGCGAGAACACAGUGUGCGGCCCGCCUCGCUGCGAGAACACAGUGUGCGGCCCGCCUCGCUGCGAGAACACAGUGUGCGGCCCGCCUCGCAGCGAGAACACAGUGUGCGGCCCGCCUCGCUGCGAGAACAUAGUGUGCGGCCCGCCUCGCUGCGAGAACACAGUGUGCAGCCCGCCUCGCCGCGAGGAGACAGUGUGCGGCCCGCCUCUCUGCGAGAACACAGUGUGCGGCCCGCCUCACUGCGAGAACACAGUGUGCGGCCCGCCUCGCUGCGAGAACACAGUGUGCGGCCCGCCUCGCUGCGAGAACACAGUGUGCGGCCCGCCUCGCAGCGAGAACACAGUGUGCGGCCCGCCUCGCUGCGAGAACACAGCACAGUAG
This is a messenger RNA of Bacillus rossius redtenbacheri, 1746 nucleotides long. Its product is annotated as keratin-associated protein 16-1-like. Gene Ontology annotation, cellular component: keratin filament. NCBI's taxonomy places the organism in Eukaryota, Metazoa, Arthropoda, Insecta, Phasmatodea, Bacillidae. The record is from RefSeq and is a predicted model, not a curated record. The transcript has 3 exons. The coding region runs from base 1 to 1746 and encodes 581 amino acids.